This is a messenger RNA of Eucalyptus grandis, 1642 nucleotides long. RefSeq names its product vacuolar-processing enzyme. NCBI's taxonomy places the organism in Eukaryota, Viridiplantae, Streptophyta, Magnoliopsida, Myrtales, Myrtaceae. Gene Ontology annotation, biological process: vacuolar protein processing. The record is from RefSeq and is a predicted model, not a curated record. The transcript is spliced from 6 exons. The coding region runs from base 56 to 1453 and encodes 465 amino acids. Gene Ontology annotation, molecular function: cysteine-type endopeptidase activity.
CCCCCCAUCCAAACCAUCCCCCUCAAUCUCAUUUCUCAUCAAACUCUCCAUCGUGAUGAUGACCACCUCCUUAUAUGGCAGCCUUGUUCCUUUCUUCCUCCUCACAGCACUGAUGAUGGCGCCUGUGAGCGAGAGUCGGAAGAGCUUUCGAGAAAUUGUGUCGAUUUCGGGUGGUGAUCGUGUUGAAAGUGAGGGCACCCAAUGGGCUGUUCUAGUCGCCGGAUCCAACGGUUAUGAGAACUACAGGCACCAGGCUGAUGUGUGCCAUGCCUACCAAAUCCUCAAGGCAAAUGGAUUGAAAGAUGAGAACAUCAUCGUGUUCAUGUACGACGACAUCGCCAAUAACGAGAAUAAUCCCACCAAGGGUAUCAUCAUCAACAAACCCGACGGCCACGAUGUCUACAAUGGAGUUCCCAAGGAUUACACUGGUGAUGCGACCACAGCAGCCAACUUGUAUGCAGUCCUUCUUGGGAACAAGACGGCCCUCAGCGGGGGCAGCGGAAAGGUUUUGAACAGCGGCCCAAAUGACUACGUCUUCUUCUAUUACGCUGACCACGGGAGCACGGGACUAAUGUCCAUGCCUGUGGGGGAUGACAUAUACGCGAACGACCUGAUGAAGGUGCUGAAGCAAAUGCAUCAGGCGAAGAAGUACUUGAACAUGGUGAUAUACAUAGAGGCAUGCGAGUCGGGGAGUAUGCUGCAAGGGUUGCUCCCUAAGGACAUGGGGAUCUAUGCGACCACGGCGGCCAACACUGAGGAGAGCAGCUAUGCCUACUACUGCCCUGGAGAUUCCACUGACGAUGAUCCCUCCAAGUAUGACACUUGUUUGGGGGAUCUCUACAGCAUCGCUUGGAUGGAGGACAGUGAUGCCCACGAUUUGGGGAAGGAAACAUUGCAGAAGCAAUACUUAACGGUGAAGAAAAGGACCAAUUUGUCCCACGUGAUGCAAUAUGGGAACACUGCUCUCAGCAAGGCCGUCCUCUCUACUUACAUGGGUCGGCGCUCCAAGAAAGUCGCUUCCAUUCCCUUGGACGAGCUCUCUUCUUCAAAUUCCCGGGCAGUUCUUCAACGUGAUGCUGAUUUGGUCUUUUUCCGACGCCAGGUGCAAAAAGCGAAAGGGUCUACUAAGAGUGUGGAAGCACAGAAGAGACUGGACGAACAAAUUACUCACCGAUCACAUCUUGAUCGCAGCAUCAAACAAAUUGUCAACCACCUGUUCGGAGGCUCCAAUGUCGCAAGUAUGUUGACUACUGUUCGACCUGGAGACCAACCUGUUGUUGAUGAUUGGGACUGCCUCAAGACAUUUGUGAGGACUUACGAGCAACAUUGUGGACGCCUAAGUGAGUACGGAAUGCAAUACACAAGAGCCAUGGCAAACAUGUGCAAUGCUGGAGUAGACAAGGAUCGUAUGGAGGCAGCUUCUAUUCAAGCUUGUUCUGGGAAAGCAAAGUGAUAACGAUGAUCAGUGUCUCCUCUUAUGUAACGUUUAUGGAGAUUAUGUGCUCCUUCAAAGAACUUAGACUAAAUUUACGUUUACAAACCCUCUAGAUAUCUCGUGAAUGAAUCAGCAAGCCAAAAUGCUGAAAGUAUGUCAGAAUCUUUUCAGAUCGUUAAUGAUACGGUCAGUCUUUUGUUUAGCAAA